CCAACCAUAUAUAAUAGCGUUGACUGUAAGUCCGUCUAAAAAUCUGAUGAAUCCUUAAAUCCUAAUUACUAUCACACUCCCAGUAGCCCAUCGAAUACGUCAGUCCAGACCGAAGGAGCAUUAUAUAUCACACACUCAUUAGUGGACCAGACAGUGCCAGCCCAUACAAUCAUAAUAUCUCUCUCUCUCUAUAUGUACCCCAAUGGCCCAGUGUUCGUUGUGCUUAUAAAAUCAUAUUAUCGUUUGUUUUUGUUUCAUUGUUGUCGCUUAAUUUGUACUGUACGUGUAACAAGGUUAGAGAAAACUUAAAUGGCGAAGUCACCAGAGGUUGAACACCCCAAGAAGGCCUUUGGCUGGGCAGCCAGGGAUUCUUCUGGGAUAUUCUCUCCCUUCAAAUUCUCUAGAAGGGCAACAGGGGAGAAAGAUGUAACGUUCAAAAUUCUUUAUUGUGGAAUAUGCCACUCGGACCUUCACAUGGUCAAGAACGAAUGGGGCAUGUCCACCUACCCGCUUGUGCCUGGGCAUGAGAUUGUGGGCGUGGUGACAGAGGUGGGGAGCAAGGUACAUAGAUUCAAAGUUGGAGACAAGGUUGGCGUGGGAUGCCUUGUUGGAGCAUGUCGCUCUUGCAAUGACUGUUCCAACAACCUUGAGAAUUACUGCCCCAAAGCGAUUCUUACUUAUGGUGCCGUGUACCAUGAUGGAACCACCACAUAUGGAGGCUACUCUGACAUCAUGGUUGCGGAUGAGCACUUUGUGAUCCGUAUUCCAGACAAUCUUCCACUUGAUGCUGGUGCCCCCCUUCUCUGUGCUGGGAUCACAGUGUACAGCCCCUUGAAAUUUUAUGGGCUUGACAAACCUGGUUUGCAUGUGGGUGUGGUUGGCCUUGGUGGUCUAGGCCAUGUUGCAGUGAAGUUUGCUAAAGCUAUGGGGGUUAAGAUCACAGUGAUUAGUACAUCGCCUAACAAGAAAACGGAAGCUUUAGAACAUCUUGGUGCAGACUCUUUUUUGGUUAGCACAGACCAAGGUCAGAUACAGGCUGCUCUGGGCACAUUGGAUGGUAUCAUUGAUACGGUCUCUGCUGUGCACCCUCUCCUACCUCUAAUUGGUCUAUUGAAGUCACAUGGCAAGCUCAUUAUGGUUGGUGCACCCGAGAAGCCACUUGAGCUACCUAUCUUUCCUAUACUCUUGGGACGGAAGAUAGUUGGUGGUAGCUGCAUUGGAGGCCUGAAAGAGACACAAGAGAUGAUUGAUUUUGCAGCCAAACACAAUAUUACUGCUGACAUUGAGGUGAUUCCAAUUGAUUAUGUGAACACUGCCAUGGAACGACUUGUGAAAGCAGAUGUCAGAUACCGAUUUGUCAUUGAUAUUGGAAACACAUUGAAGGUGAGCUCUUGAAUUUUGCUGCCUUUUUAGCAUGGUUCACUAGUGAGACGACUAUACUUUUUAGUGGAUUAAGCUAUCUUCAGUUGCUUUUAGUCUUGUUUUCAGUUUCGAAACAUUUCUUCCUCAUAGUUUGGUAAAGAUGUAAGAGUUGUAUUUGUGAUAAAUGAGAAAUAAAUUGAUUUUUGGUUUGGGAUUUUAAA
Molecule: messenger RNA, 1583 nt
Organism: Quercus robur (English oak)
Lineage: Eukaryota; Viridiplantae; Streptophyta; Magnoliopsida; Fagales; Fagaceae
Product: probable mannitol dehydrogenase
Exons: 5
Coding region: 310-1395 (361 amino acids)
Biological process (GO): lignin biosynthetic process
Molecular function (GO): zinc ion binding; cinnamyl-alcohol dehydrogenase activity
Source: RefSeq, a predicted model, not a curated record